Molecule: messenger RNA, 1159 nt
Organism: Trachymyrmex cornetzi
Lineage: Eukaryota; Metazoa; Arthropoda; Insecta; Hymenoptera; Formicidae
Product: alpha-tocopherol transfer protein
Exons: 6
Coding region: 144-1019 (291 amino acids)
Cellular component (GO): membrane
Molecular function (GO): phosphatidylinositol bisphosphate binding
Source: RefSeq, a predicted model, not a curated record
CCACGCGUAUUUGCUGUCGUGAGAAGCUUCGUCUACUUCGAAUCAGCAAGCACAAAGAUGAACUGUCUUGGAUGAAAAAUGUCUUGGAUUAACGAUAAAAAAGACGAUUUUUCCGUGGAAGCUUCCUGCUUAUUAUAAUCACAAUGGAGAAUGAAGACAAAUAUAACAGCAUAGAGUAUCACAUUCAGCACGAGCUAACUAGUAGCGAUAAAGAAUAUGCAGCGACACAUUUGAACGAAACCGAUGAGACUAGAGAGACCACUAUUGCCGAGAUUAAACGCUGGAUUGACGACGAAAUGCACGUACAAAUUGAUGAUUUUCUUAUCUUGCGAUUCUUGAGAGUCUGCAAAUUCAAUCUAGAGAAAACUAAAACCAGGAUGCGAAAUUAUUAUAAGCUGCGAUCUGACUUACCCGAAUGGUUUACAAAUACAGAUCCGUUUCAACCGGAAUUACAGGAGUUAAUUAAUAUGGGGUUGUUUUUGCCCCUGCGGAAACCAGAUAGUCAAGGCAGAUUGGUUGUCAUUAUGCGCACUACUUUACAUAAUCCCAAAAUACACAAAUUAUCAGAUAUAAUUAAGAUCAGUGUGAUGUUGACAGAGCUGGCGAUGAAGAAUUGCGCCAUAGCCACAUCAGCAUCUGUGUAUGGUUGCACAUUGAUCAAUGACUCGAUUAACCCAACUAUACAUCACUUUUUUCAAUUUGGACCUUCUAUAUUAAAGAAAAUAGCACAUGCAUGGCAAAACUGCUAUCCUAUGAGGUUACAGUUGAUAAAUGUAAUUAAUGCGCCAAUGUUUUUAGAUAUUAGUUUCAAGAUUUUUAAAUCCUUCAUGUCGGAGAAGAUGAACAAGAGACUUCACGUCUAUUCACACAUGCUGCAGAGUUGUUUUAAGGAUAUUCCCGCUAACAUCUUGCCAGUCGAGUAUGGUGGUACUGAUAGUACAAUUCAGGAAUUAACAGAAUAUUGGAAGAAAUUGAUUGAAGAGAAUCGCGAUUGGUUUAUAAGUAAUACAAAUAACUAAAUCGAAUAAUAUUUGGGAGCAAUAUCUUUAUUAUUAUAAUGUAAUUGCGCUUUGUUCGUUUUAUGUGUUCCGCGAGAAAACACAUUAUUCUUUCUUACUUAUAUUCUUUGUUACUUUGUUGUUAGAAUUCUGUCAGUUAU